Messenger RNA from Drosophila serrata, 4416 nucleotides. It is a transcript of the gene crol, whose product is annotated as crooked legs. Lineage: Eukaryota; Metazoa; Arthropoda; Insecta; Diptera; Drosophilidae. Gene Ontology annotation, cellular component: nucleus; nucleoplasm. Gene Ontology annotation, biological process: negative regulation of transcription by RNA polymerase II; regulation of immune system process; regulation of cytokine production. Gene Ontology annotation, molecular function: DNA-binding transcription repressor activity, RNA polymerase II-specific; DNA-binding transcription activator activity, RNA polymerase II-specific; RNA polymerase II cis-regulatory region sequence-specific DNA binding. The record is from RefSeq and is a predicted model, not a curated record.
AACAACAACCACACACGAAAUACAACCAAGAACAGCAGCAACAAUAACAACAGCCAUCAUCAACAAGAAUCCCCAACUAACAACAAAACAACCAACCAACAAAUCUACAAAUUUGUCUCCCCAAAAAGAACACACACAGAAAACAUUAAGAUAAAUAUUGAGAAGACGCGGCGGCUACAGCGAAGCGCCACAACGAUCGCCCGGAUCUGGACACAAGAAUGCAGCACGUGAGCGCUGCCAGCUCAGUGCCAUCAGUUGUAGCUCCCGUUGUGACCACUGGUGGGACGACGAUCACCUUGGGCGGCCCACCACCGCUCCCCAAAUCGGAGCACAAGGAGGAUGGCAAGCCGCCGCACGGCAUUGAGAUGUACAAGGUGAACAUCGAGGACAUCUCUCAGCUCUUUACCUAUCACGAGGUCUUUGGCAAGAUCCAUGGCGAUGUUGUGAAUCAUCAAUUGGCGGCGGCCCAUGGAGGCCAGCUGCCACCACCGCCGCCCCCCCCGCAGGCCACUAGUCAUGCGGCCAGUGCGGCAGCAGCGGCCGCAGCGGCAUCUACAAAUAAUGCCGCUGUGGCGGCAGUGAUGGCCUCCGCCAAUGCGGCGGCGGCAGCAGCAGCGGCUGCAUCGGCAGCGGGCGGCGGUGGAGGAUUACCGCCGGCCACCAGCGGCAAUGGGGGCCAGCAGGUGACGGUAACGACGACCAGCAGCUCGACGGCCAGCAGCGGCGGGAGCACCACCAGUGGGGGCACCACGACCACGGCGGGUGAGUUGCUUAUGCCUAAAAUGGAGGGCGGCAUUCAUGGCGUGGACGGCAGCGGCAAUGGCGGCGGCGGCAACGGCGGGCAGAACGUGGCGCUGGCGCCGGACGGUACGCCAAUUGCGACGGGGACGCACGUCUGCGACAUUUGCGGCAAGAUGUUCCAGUUCCGGUACCAGCUGAUCGUGCACCGGCGCUACCACAGCGAACGGAAACCGUUCAUGUGCCAGGUGUGUGGCCAGGGCUUCACAACGUCACAGGAUUUGACCCGCCACGGCAAGAUUCACAUUGGCGGGCCCAUGUUCACCUGCAUCGUGUGCUUCAAUGUUUUCGCGAAUAAUACGAGCCUGGAGCGGCACAUGAAACGGCACUCGACGGACAAACCGUUCGCCUGCACCAUUUGCCAAAAGACCUUUGCCCGCAAAGAGCAUCUGGACAAUCACUUUCGUUCGCAUACGGGCGAAACGCCCUUCCGUUGCCAGUACUGCGCCAAGACGUUUACGCGCAAGGAGCACAUGGUGAACCAUGUGCGCAAACACACGGGUGAGACGCCACAUCGUUGCGAUAUUUGUAAGAAGUCCUUUACGCGCAAGGAACACUAUGUUAACCACUACAUGUGGCACACUGGUCAAACGCCACACCAGUGUGAUGUCUGCGGCAAGAAAUAUACGCGCAAGGAGCACCUAGCCAACCAUAUGCGCUCCCACACCAACGAGACGCCGUUCCGUUGCGAGAUCUGCGGCAAGAGCUUUAGCCGCAAGGAGCACUUCACCAAUCACAUACUCUGGCACACAGGCGAGACGCCGCAUCGGUGCGACUUCUGCUCCAAGACGUUUACGCGCAAGGAGCAUUUGCUUAAUCACGUGCGCCAGCACACGGGAGAGUCGCCACACCGCUGCUCCUACUGCAUGAAGACGUUCACGCGCAAGGAGCAUCUGGUCAACCACAUACGCCAGCACACGGGUGAGACACCGUUCAAGUGCACGUACUGCACGAAAGCGUUCACGCGCAAAGAUCACAUGGUUAAUCAUGUACGGCAACAUACAGGCGAAUCGCCGCACAAGUGCACAUACUGCACCAAGACGUUUACGCGCAAGGAGCACCUGACGAACCAUGUGCGCCAGCACACGGGCGACUCCCCGCAUCGCUGCUCCUACUGCAAGAAGACGUUCACGCGGAAGGAGCACCUGACGAACCAUGUGCGCCUCCAUACGGGCGACUCGCCCCACAAGUGCGAGUACUGCCAGAAGACGUUCACGCGGAAGGAGCAUCUCAACAACCAUAUGCGUCAGCAUUCAAGCGACAAUCCGCAUUGCUGCAAUGUCUGCAAUAAGCCGUUCACGCGCAAGGAGCACCUGAUCAAUCAUAUGUCGCGCUGCCACACCGGCGAUCGGCCCUUCACCUGCGAGACAUGCGGCAAAUCGUUCCCCCUCAAGGGUAACCUGCUCUUCCAUCAGCGCAGCCACACCAAGGGUCAGGAGAUGGAGAGGCCCUUUGCCUGCGAGAAGUGUCCCAAGAAUUUCAUCUGCAAAGGUCACUUGGUCUCGCAUAUGCGCUCCCAUUCGGGCGAGAAACCGCACGCGUGCACUCUGUGCAGCAAGGCGUUCGUCGAGCGCGGCAAUUUGAAGCGCCACAUGAAGAUGAAUCACCCGGAUGCUAUGAUGCCGCCACCACCCGUGCAUCCGCAUCCGCAAAUACCGGCUGGUGUGCUGACGCAAGUCAAGCAGGAAGUGAAACCGAUCAUAAUUCCCCACCACUCGGCGACCACCACGAUGCACACCAUCCAGCAGAUAACCGCUGGUGCGGCGGGCGGUGCCGGUGCCGUGCAGCUAACGCCGGGCCUGGUGCCCCUGGUCACCUCAACGCUCAUCUCGCACAAUGCCGCCGCCCAACAGCAGUCGCAAAAGCAACAGGCAGCCGCCGCUGCAGCGGCACAGCAACAGGCCGCCGCAGCAGCAGCGGCUCAGCAGCAGGCUGCCCAGCAACAGGCGGCAGCUGCACAUCAGCAGCACCAGCAGCAAGUGGCGGCACAACAUCAGCAACAGGCUGCAGUGGCUGCCCAUCAGCAGCAGCAACAACAGUUGCAGCAGCAACAGCAAUUGCUGCAGUUGUCCAUCCAACAGGCUGCUCACCAUCAUCAGCAGGAGCAGCAUCGUCAACAGCAGCAGCAGCAACAUCAGCAACAGCAGCAGCAACAACAACAACAGCAGCAACAACACUCAGCAGCACAGCAUCCGGGCCAGGCGCCGCCUCCGCAACAACAGCCGCCACCAGGAGUGCCCAUCGCCUUGAUAAGUGAUCCCAGUGCUUUGGCCCGCGCCGCCAUGCAGCUGCAGCAUCUGCCAGCGAACGUGGAGCAACAUCCGGUUGUUUACUAACAGUAGCCCCUCCUGCACGGCUACACACCCACCACAGCCCACUCCAGCAGCACCACCAGCACCUCUAUUGCCGCCACCACGGCGGCUGCCGCCGUUGCAGCAUCGACGCAAGCGGCGUGGUGAGAUUGGCCAACCAGUGAGCCAGUGGGCUAGUUGGUGAGCCGGGCUGAAACGACAUCUCUAUAUAGGACACACAAACCAUAACAAGCACCCCCCAUAUAAGCAGCUAGUUGUAUGUACAAUAGUUUUUAGCAGCGCGCUGGUUACGCUGAUCUAUGGCCCAGAUGUAAAAACGAAGCAUUCAGAGGGGUCUUCUGGGGUGCCUUGAUUUUUAAUUACUAAUGAAAGUGGCAAUUUUCCAAUCAUUAAGUGCAAUCUGAAACAAUUUUUAGGAUUUAUUCAAUUACAAUUGUAAAUUAAACACAACAUUUUAUCAAAUAGGCGAUGUAAAGUAAUCAAUGAGCUGAUUGUAAUAUUAUCUAAUGAAUAUUCAAUUUAUUCAUAUUUGUAAACUAAAAAUGUAUUGAUUUUCUAAAGGUUUCUAUAACUACCAUUAUCUUUUAAACUUUAAACAAUUUCUAAUCGUAAGCAAAGCUUUGAACUAACAUGAAUUAAGCGGGCUGCGAGGUAAAAAUUCCCCUGUGAGGAGAUUCUUGCGUUUCUGUCAGUUUGAUUCGGAUUUCAUGAUUUGAUAUCUCAGUGAAGGCACUAUAGAAUUCAAUUUAGCAGGCUUAAAAAUCCAAGCGCCCCAGAAAGUCCUAUACAGACUAUCCCAGAAGCAAUGCCGGCUCAGCAUUGAGCCAUCUUCCUCAUUUCGCAAAACACUACUCUACUAGUCUGACGCCGCCAGCUUUAACGUGCAAUACGAAUCAUCUCAUAGUUUGUUCUUGGUAUCUUCCCAUCUAUCUCUCUCUGUAUUUUUAAUGCUUUUGGGCGCUUAGCGUUCAAUUUUUUAUUCACGUAUUUUCAACAUUUCUGAAAUGUGUGUGCCAGGCGGCGCCGCGUAGAGUUGAAUUUUUUAGCUGUGCUAAAGGCCACUCUUCUCGCUAGACAUUUUAAGCAACACUUUAGGGCGAGGGCGUGUGUCGUAACCAGCGAGAAGCGCUUCAUCUUGUAUUUUUAUUGUGUUUUUGACUAAGUUAAGAUAUAUAACAUCCAUAAACGGAGCGACAUUCAUAGAAAGCAUCCUCAUCAUAAACAUAAACAUAUGCAGAUAUGCAUAGGCAUACGAUUAUAUAUAUAUAUAUACUUUAUAGUUUGUAAAUAACACACGCAACAACAA